This is a messenger RNA of Astyanax mexicanus (Mexican tetra), 8625 nucleotides long. RefSeq names its product stromal interaction molecule 2b (gene stim2b). The record is from RefSeq and is a predicted model, not a curated record. Gene Ontology annotation, biological process: intracellular calcium ion homeostasis; activation of store-operated calcium channel activity; store-operated calcium entry. NCBI's taxonomy places the organism in Eukaryota, Metazoa, Chordata, Actinopteri, Characiformes, Acestrorhamphidae. Gene Ontology annotation, cellular component: endoplasmic reticulum; plasma membrane. The transcript has 12 exons. Bases 1240 to 3366 code for a protein of 708 amino acids. Gene Ontology annotation, molecular function: protein binding; calcium channel regulator activity; calcium ion binding.
UCGCACUCCUCACGCUGCUUAAUGCUAAAUUUGCAUACGGACUUCCGCCCCCUCGGUUUCACUUCUGCAUCGGCUGACUGGCAGUAAAGAGAGAGAGAAGAGAAGAGUGAGAAGAGAGGGGGGCUGGAGCCGCCGGGAGAAGAGCCUGCUCGCCUCCUUCACACACGAGGAGCUGACACACACUCACACACAGGCUAGCUACACACUGAUCUCUCACACACACACACACUGUUGAGCACACCGUGGACAGUGAGCGGCGCGUGGAUGUGACCGGACCUCAGAGCUCCUGAUCUGGAUAUUGAGUGUUCUGGAUGCGGCUGACAGACAGUGUAGCAGAGACAGUGUAGCUCCAGGAGGCGGAUCUUCUCCUUCAUCCCCCCCGUGCUCUCGCUAUGCUAGCAGGACUACAGCUGAUGUGUGGCCGCUCUGUGUGGAAGAAGUCCCGGCGCUGGUUUGUCUCCGAGCCCUAGCUCUCUCGGACGGAUCGGACUAUGGCACUUUAUUGAAAGGCGCUGUGGAUACGGAGCCUGCUGGUUUUAUUUUCUUCUUCUGUGCUUCUUUUCUCUCAAAAGGAAUUGUGUAUUUAUCCCUCGUUGGCUUGAAGUGAUGUUGGGGGUUCCUCUUCAUCAGCCUGCACUUUUUUGCUCUCUGGAAGUUCACUCAGUCAGCGGCUCUCCUGCGAGAGCUUGAGUCGUGCUGGUUUUUUUGUUGUUGUGAUUUUUUGGGGGGGCUAACCAGUAGUUAGCUAAGCUAGGUGUUAGGAUGGAGUUUAGGGUGGUUUAAACUGUGUUUUAGCUAGCUCUAAGGUGCCAAGACGUUGGAUAAAGAUAUAAAAGGAGCUAUAGAUGUGAAAUAGAGCUUAUAACCUAGAUACAUUGAUAAAAAAUAGCUAUUUUUGUAGUCAGAGAACAAAUUGUGUAGAUAUAUAUCUGUUUUUUUCUCUAUUUAUAGUUAACAUAUUAUGUGUUUGCAAUAAGAAUUCUGUGUAAUGCAGUCUAUGUAAUAAUAAAAACAGAGGUAGUUAGCUAGCUAACUAGUUAGCUAGUGUGGACUUCAAGCCGGCAUCUUCAAGGACGGCCACGUUUGCGUUUCGUUUUGCAGGCAGCAAAAAGAAAAAAACAGAAAACCCAUCAGCAGCACCAGAAAAAAUACACUACUACCCGUAUAUUUUCUUCCUGUUUGUGUUUGUUUGUUCUCCUCCUCCCCUGCUGUGGGAGGAACUGAAAGCUUUGCCCCACAAUGAGUUACACUUGGCUGGCUGUGCUCCUGCGCGGCCUCCUGCUGUCUGUCCUUCUUGGAUUGGAGAUAACCACUGGCUCCUUAGGCACUCAAGUUGUCCCACCACCUACAGACCCGUGUCUGAUAGUCAUUCCUCCCUGCGUGAACGAAGCGGAUCGCUUCAGCCUUGAGGCGCUGCGGCACAUUCACAAGCAGCUGGACGAUGACAACGAUGGCGGCAUCGAAGUCAACGAGAGCGUGGAGUUCAUCAUAGAAGACAUGAAGCAGCAGCAGACAAACAAACACAGCAAUCUGCACCGAGAGGACCAGCACAUCACCAUGGAGGAGCUGUGGAAGGGCUGGAAAUCAUCUGAGGUUCAUAACUGGACGUUGGAUGAUGCAAUACAGUGGCUGAGGGAAUCUGUAGAGCUUCCACAGUAUGAGACGAACUUCAGGGAGUUCAGAGUUGAUGGCAAUACGCUACCUCGGAUAGCAGCUAAUGAACCGUCGUUUAUGACGAUGCAACUAAAGAUAUUAGAUCAACGGCAUAAACAGAAGCUAAAUCUAAAAGCGCUGGAUGCCGUGCUCUUCGGUCCUCCUUUACGACCGCAGCAUAACUGGCUGAAGGAUUUCGUCCUGAUGGUGUCCAUCAUCAUUGGUGUGGGAGGAUGCUGGUUUGCAUAUGUGCAAAACAAAUCCUCCAAAAUCCACAUCUCUCGCAUGAUGAAGGAUCUGGAGAGUCUUCAAAGUGCUGAGCAGAGCCUGAUGGAUCUGCAAAGCAGACUGGAGAAGGCUCAGGAAGAGAACCGCACAGUUGAGGUGGAGAAGCAGAACCUGGAGCAGAAGAUGCGGGAUGAGAUCAGCGGAGCGAAGAAGGAGGCUCACAGGCUGCGAGAGCUGCGGGAGGGAGCCGAGUGUGAACUCAGCCGAUUAAAGUACGCUGAGGAAGAACUGGUGCAGGUGCGGAUGGCCCUAAAGCGAGCAGAGAAAGAGCUGCAGUCAGAGUGGUCAGUGCCAGAAGCCUUACAGAUGUGGCUGCAGCUCACACAUGAGGUGGAGGUCCAGUACUACAACAUUAAGAAACAGAGUGCUGAGCUACAGCUCAACGUCGCCAAAGAAGAGGCAGAAAAGAUAAAAAAGAAGAGGGGUUCUGUACUUGGUACUCUCCAUGUAGCUCAUAGUUCAUCGCUGGAUGAGGUUGACCACAAGAUACUUGAAGCCAAAAAGGCCCUGUCGGAGGUUACAGCGUGUCUGCGAGAGCGUCUGCACCGCUGGCAGCAGAUUGAGAAGCUGUGUGGUUUCCCUGUGGUACAGAACUCAGGCCUGCCCAGCCUGACCGCUUCCCUCUACUCAGAUCACAGCUGGGUGGUGAUGCCACGCGUCUCCCUGCCCCCUUACCCCAUCGCAGGAGGAGUGGACGACCUGGACGAAGACACACCCCCCCUCGUCACGCAGUUUAACUCCCCACUGAUGCGCCCACCUCUGACGCGCAGCAGCAGUCUUCGCUCUCGGCGGAGCCUCCUUACCCACCAGCCCUCGCUUCUCUCAGCUGAUCCUGACCUGCUCUCUAUGGCCUCCGCACCCGGGGUCUACAGAUCAGAGGCAGACGACGAUCACAUCUACUUCACUGCAGAAAGAAAAGGAGACUCUCAGGACACGUGUUCAGACUCGGACUCACUCAGCUCCUCUGUGGGGAGGAAGCAGUUCUCCAGCCCUCCGGUUCUGGGAGGAGACACGCCACAGCGUAAAAUCUCCCGCGACGAGCUCAUCCUGUUUGCCCAGGAUGUACAGACCGCCGCCUCGGACAUCUCACCCCUUCUCGCUUCCUCAGUCGACUCUGUUCGCAAGGGCUCUCCCGACCUCACUCGCUCCUCCACAAUCCCAGAAUCCCAGAGUUUAACCUUUCAUCCCGGCACCAAGACAGCUGCCUACAACGGCAUGCUGGAGAAGUCUUACAGCCUGGGCCAGCUGCCUGCUGGUGGGACGCCCCCAGAGGGACGUUACCCUUCAAUAAGCUCUCUAGACACAAAGGUGAAGGCCAGCAAGGAGGCCAAACUUCUCCAGGCCGCCUCCUCUCCGGACUCCGACAAUGGUGAGAAGAAGCGCCCCAAGAUCAAGAACAUAUUCAAGAAGAGCAAAAAACAGUGAAGGAAAAAACAGAGCGAAGGAGAAAACCAGAGAAAAGUCGAGGGAGACGUGACAAGCCUUAAAACAAAUGGAAAAAAAAAAUGUAAGGGACUGUCAACCAGAAGCCAAAAUGUUCUAUUUUCUUUUUCUUGUUUUGUCUUUUUCUUUUCUUUUUUUUUAUUACAACGGAAUGUAGCUCCGUCUAGGUGCUAUCCUGGGUUGGAGGCCUUUUAUGAUGCCUUUUUAAGUCCACUUAAAGCCUGGCGUGUGAUCAUCAUCCAAACGCCUACAGUGGUCAAACGUUAAGGGUCUUAUUGGUCAAUUUGAACAACAUGGUCACUUCACUGUUUUCUUUUCUUUUUUUUUUUUUACUUGAAAGAAGAAUUGUUUACUUCUUGCUACACUGUGCUCUACAGCUGGCUCUCAAAAGUUGCAAAGUAACAUGAAGCACCAAAAUAUAAAGAUAUAUACAUACAGAACAUUGUCUUGCACAGGUAUUCAACCCCAUUAAAUGUUAUCAGAUUUGCCUGGAUUACAAAUGACACAAAGAAGAUUGUUACACACACUAUAUACAUCGAGUCUUAAGUACAGUCAAAUGAAAAAAAAAAUUGUCUACAGAUCUUUAAAAAUAGGUGCUGCUACCCUAUGUAUAUAACCUUUUAGAAUGACCUUUACCUAAAAUAAUAGCUUUAAAUUUGUUGGAGUAGAUUCCUACCUGGCUUGCAUUUAAGAACAGUUAAGAACUGAUCUUCACACAUUCUUUUUGGCAGAUUUUCUCCAGGUUAAUCAGGAGCUCAUUUUUUAAGUAGUGCUUCAACUUCAAUUAAAUUUAAGAUCUGCAGCCAAUUGCACCAGCUCAGCGCAAAUAAGAUUGAAGAUUAGUCCAUUCUAAAAUUGAAAAUAGUACAAAACUAUCGAUGUACAGAAUUUCAGUUGCAACACAGACAUUUAAGGGACAUCUUAACUUAUUUACAAUUUAAACUCUACAGCCAAUCAAGCAUGUUAUCCAACAUAAACAGGAAAUAAAAUACUAAACUGUGAAGUCACUCACAUUUUUUUAAUGGUGUGUCAUUUUUUUCGGCAGCAUUUUAGUUUUUUUCUUUGACUUAUGAAAACACAGGGAGUAAUAUAAACCACGUAUGAAGUUAGAAGUUUGUAACUUGUCACAAUGAGCUUUUUUUUCCAACACAGACCGCCAUGGAUUCUGUUUUUAAGUCUCUUUGAGCAAUUACUUAAAAUGUCUAUCCCUUUUGAAAAAAUUAUAACUUGUAAAUAUGUUAAAACUAGUUUGCUUGGUGUAACUGAUUCAAUUUUAGUAGCUCAUAAACUUGAACAUAGGGUUUUAUAUAGUUUGUGUUUAAACUAGGCACCCAUUAGACUAAACAGAAAAAAAGAUGACCUUUUUUUCGAAUUGUAAGCCGUGUAAAUUUGGAGCUUAUUUAUAUUAAUAUUUAUAUCACUUUAGUAUCACUAUACAAUACUUAAUUCUAAAGAGUAUUUGUAUUUAUAUGACAGCACAAAAUAUCAAUUUUAAUCCAGGCAAAUCUGAUACAUUUUUGAGAGAGCUGAAUACUUUUGAAAGGCACUAUAAUAAAGUUCUUUAUUCAAAAUGUUGCUCUUUCAUGAAUGAAACUUACUGUAAAUCCUUAGAAAACAAAAAAUGGAUUCACAGUUUUUAGAACUGGAGAUCCAAAGUGGUUCUACAACCCAUUUGGCUCAGUAAGCAAAUGAAAUUGACACUCUUCAAAUAUAUUAUUUACAUUUUGAAUGGCAUUGAGCUUCAGUUCACUGGUCAGUUAAUGAGCUCCAUCUAGCUUUUUAGGUCCUCUGUAUUCACAAUUCGUCAGCCAGCCCCUACCACGUUCAUUGUUGGCCAGUUUCUCACCACAGUAGUAACACUGAUAUGGUAGUGGUAUGUUUUUCUACCCAAUGAAAAGGCCUGUGGUCAGAAGCUGACCAGUGACAGAGAGCUAUUAUGGUUGACCCAUAAUAUUAGCCAGAAUUGAUGGGUUUAAUCCAUACAUACGUGAUCUUAUGAUGAAGGAAAAGUGUGGACAAUUGUGUGCCAUUGGGUAUGAUUCAGUAUAUCACAGCAAUACACACUGAAGGGGUAAAUCCACACACAAAAUGCCAGGUCUCAUCCUCCUACACCUUAGAAUGUUCACAACUCAAACACAUAGCAGAGUUGGGACAGUAUAGAAAAUGCAGAUAAAAAGCACAAUGUUUCUUACACUAAGGUUGACUUUUAUUUAACUGCAGACAGUAUGAACCCAAGAUAUUUCCUGUUCAUGUUUUAUCUGUUUAACUUCUUUUCAUUUGUUAAUAUACAUCCAUUCCUGCAUUUCAGGCCAGCAACACAUUCAAACAAAAACAAAACGUUGGAAAAGUAAUGCACUUACCAAUUUAUAAUACUGCCAUUCUUCCAUUUUUAUUUUAUUUCUAAUUUUCUCAAUUUUUUCUACCGAUUCAGCUAGGUCAUUUGUCCCACCUAUUGAGCUGCUACUCAGCUGCAAAUUCCACAUCACAGGUGAUGUUAAAACACUAGCACAUGCCAGGACUAGCACAUGCCAUGCCUCCUUCGAGGCAUGUGAAGUCAGCCACCUCUUCUUUUUGAACUGCUGCUGAUGUAGAAUUGUCAAGUCGGCAGCGUGCUCGGAGGGAAGCGCAGCGACUCGGUUUCGAUACAUCAGCUCACAGAUGCCCUGUGCUGAUGAGGAAAAAAGAGCGCCAUCUAAACAAGCCAAUUGUGCUUGUUUAGGGCUCCGCCAGCUGAUUGCAAGCUACAUGAUCGGGAUUCGAACCAGCAAUCUCCCAAUCAUUUUUUUAUUUAAUUUUGUCCCAAAAUGGUCCCAGCCCUUUGGCCAUCACCAGUGGCACCUGCACGUGUGAAGUCAGUCACCCCUUUUUUCGAGGUGCUGCUGAUGAAUCAUUGCCUGAGCAGCUGGUGCGCUCGGAGGAAAGCGCAGCGGCUAGGUUCAGACAAAUCCGGAUCGUGCCGCCCAGUGCCACCUUUAAGCGCCAUCUACCCACCCAGAGAGAGCAAGACCAAUUGUGCUCUCUCAGGGCUCUGGCAGCUGAUGGCAAGCUGGGAUUCAAACCAGCAAUCUCUUAAUCAUAGUGGCAGCACUUUAGACUGCUGCACCACUCAGAGCCCCUGCUGCGAACCAUUAUUGUAGCAUUUAAAGCCAUGCUUUUGAAAAAUGCAAAUAUGUUCCUGGAGAAGAAGGCAGCAUAUGUGUUUUUUUUGUCUUUGGUUUAGUGCACACGGCAUCUGUUUCUUUCAAACAGAUCUAAAACACUGAUUUAUCUGACCACAGCACAAUUUUUCACGUUUUUGGAGAUGACCCAUUUCCAAAGACUCCGAUCCCAGACAUGUCAAACUUAAUAUAAGUUUUUUCCCAAGUAAUUCCUCGCCCAUGUGGUUCUAUUAUCAGCUAUUACUUAAUAACGGUUCUUGAUGUCGUGCUGUCUGAGGGAUUUAAGAUCAUCAUAUCCCUUUUAAUCUUUCACUAAGAGACAUUUUAAUUUUUUACAUUUUAAUAUUUUUCCCACAUAUUUGUUAAAAAAGUGGAUGACGUGUGUUUUUUUUUUUUUUGUAGGCCUGAAAUUCAGGAAUUGAAAUGGAUGUAUAUUAACAAAUGGUUUGCUAAGAUCAUGCAAAAAGAAUGGGUUUAGUAGAACCUUUUCUGAAUUUUACAAUUAACAUUCUUAGAAGGUUUAAUCUGUCUAAUUAUCUGGGUGUUCUUAGAACUUUUUUAUUUAAUGCUGUUAAAUGUCACUGCAACGUCACGUGUGUCAACGUUUUAGUUUUUAGUUUUGGGAAUGUUACUGUUAACAUUUCCAUAAUGUUAUUUAUUAUGUAUUUAUCUAGCUGGGAAUGUUAUAUGAGAAAGUUUCUAAUAACGUGGUGAUGAAAACCUUUUAUCACGUCACACAUUUUUAAAACGUCCCGGGAACAUUAUUUUUUAUUAUAUUACAGGCUUACCUUCCUGGAAUCUUUUCAAAACAUUGAUAUAUUUUGUUUUAUUGGGAUAGGUGGAAUACUGUCUAGAGUCAAAUAAAAGUCAAAAUAGAUGUCAGAAACAUUUACCAGCUGAAAGGUUUUGGCAUUUCUAUUGAUACGGCCAGCGAAUGUACGUUAAUAAAAACUACAUUCAGUGCUGCUGUUUGGGUGUUUUAGCGUAUAUCCCACUCAAUAACAUGAGCUUUUUCUCCAACUGAUGACUUCAGUUGUCUUUGAUGUCAUAGUAAACUAUGAUGACGUAAUCCUGAACUUGUUUUGAGCCAUGUAGUGAAAUAGUGAUCUGACCAGAAAGCCCCUUAAUCACAUGAAGGUGUGGGGUCGAAUGUGGGCUUUCAGCUUUAAGUCUCACUUCCUGUUUACUGAUACCACAGAACUCCUGUACUUGACUUAAAUGUUCCUUUAUGAAGUUGUGAAGAAAACUACAGAAAGAAAAGCUACGGUAGCACUUGGUGUCAAGCCAGCAGAGGUUUAAUAUCUGAUUGACACAGUCGUGAGCAUGACAGAGCACUUUGUUACUACCUACCUGGUUAUAGAAGUUAUAUUUAAGGAAAUCUUAGUGUUUCAUCAUAUGAUAUUUUAAUAUGUUGAAAUUGAGUUGAAUUGAGGAAGUUGUGUGUGUGAAGCAUCAUGACUGUGGAAAUAGAAGUGCUACCAAAAAAAAACAAACAAAAAAAACAAAUACAAAUCCUGCUAAAGAUUGUUGCACUACUGCUUUCCUCGUGUGGAAAGAGCCGUGUUUUGCGGAAUGACAGUAAGUUACGAUAGUUCUAACUGUGUUGAGAUGCGUUAAAAAAAGCGACAAGUUGACAACGGAGCCAAAAUGAUUUGAUGCAUUUAGAAACGCUUCUUAGCAUAUUUAUUAAUAUUAUUCUUAUUCAUUGUAUUCUUUAUUUCUUUCUUUUCCUUUCUUUUAUUUUUCAUUACGACAAUGUUCUGAUAGGUUUUUUAAAUUGUAGGACAUGCAUUUGUAUGGCGUAGCUGUGGAAGGACUGUGGUUUUUAUAUAUAUAUUUAGAGAUAUGCAAUUUUAAGUUGACCCCUUAAUAACCCCUUUCUCAGCCCUAUGUCUUGGACUCAGCGCUCUGUUUCAAGGGCCUACUCAUCACUGUGAUCACAAGCCUCAUCCUCACUCACUGUAACACAUAGUUUGGCACAACACUCGUGCUAAUAUGAUGGAAAUUUGUCACAACUUGUUUUAUUUUAUUGUGGUUUUUAAAAGAAUGUGCUUCAUAUUAUAUUAAAUAUGUAUAAAAAUGA